Molecule: messenger RNA, 953 nt
Organism: Cryptomeria japonica (Japanese cedar)
Lineage: Eukaryota; Viridiplantae; Streptophyta; Pinopsida; Cupressales; Cupressaceae
Product: stigma-specific STIG1-like protein 4
Exons: 1
Coding region: 53-517 (154 amino acids)
Source: RefSeq, a predicted model, not a curated record
GAAUUUUUUUUUCUUAAAUCAUCAAUAGUCUCCUAACAUCUGUUUCAUAACAAUGGCAGCCAAAAUCAGGCUAAUAGUCUCAGUAAUGAUGUUUCUACUUGUUGGUGCAAUAACUCUGAGAAAUGCAGGAUGUGAGAGCAUAGCACCAAGCUCUCUGGGCAGUCAUUCCAAUUUUCUGAAGGCAUUUUAUAAGGAGAGAGGAAGAAAAACAAAGGCUUGGUGUGCUGAUGAUCCAGGGGUAUGUCCCAAUUCUGCAAAUGCUCGUGGGUAUUCAAAUGGUAACUGGGUCUGCUGCUCCAAGAGGUAUUGCAUUGAUGUAUCUUCUGACCCACUUAACUGUGGAUCAUGUGGCCAGGCUUGUGGUUAUGACUUAGGUUGCUGUGGAGGAAAGUGCACAAACCUUUUCAAUGACAAUGCUAACUGUGGAAGUUGUUUCAAUGAUUGCCAUCAGGAGAAUUGCUCAUUUGGUAUCUGUGGAUAUGGUUAUGGAUAUGGCUAUGGCAAUUCCAAUCAUUAAGAUUAUUCAUUUCUAGGUAUGUGGUCAGUCUCUAGUAAAAUUAAAUUUGAGUUGUUUGCAGGAGAAUAAACAGAAGCCCAGAUUUUGGAUAGUCAGACUCCUGCUGUCUAGAGCAAUAUUACUACAAUGGUCAAUAAAUAACUUGAGGGCCAAACUUUUCAUUCUGUAAAAUGUACCAUCAGUUUGUAAUACCUUCAAGUUCUAAGUAGUAAUUAUUAUUGAAAAUCUAAAUAUUGUAUUUGUAUUAAGAAGUAACGUAUAUGUAGCAAGCUUAUGAGAGCUUCAAAGAGUUGGAUUAUUAUUCUUGAUAAGCAUAUUGUAUUUCUUAGUCCUUGAGCGAAUCUAACGCAAAAUGUCUGAUUUUGGAAAGUCGGUAUGUUUUGCGCUAUCUUCAACAAAGAUAAUGAUAAAUAUAUUUAUACCUUCUAAGUUUUCA